Molecule: messenger RNA, 643 nt
Organism: Sphaeramia orbicularis (orbiculate cardinalfish)
Lineage: Eukaryota; Metazoa; Chordata; Actinopteri; Kurtiformes; Apogonidae
Exons: 6
Coding region: 56-643 (195 amino acids)
Source: RefSeq, a predicted model, not a curated record
UGCUGCCCUGAGUACUGCCUACAAGAACUUUAAAAAGAGGCAGGUGGUGUUAAAGAUGGUGUUGUCGGAGCCCAGGAGUCGGCCCAAAGAGCUGGAGUUUGAGGGAGUGAUGGAGGAGCUGAGGAAGGAUAAGAAGAUGUAUCAGAAAACUGCGAUGCUGCAGCUCAGACAGCCGUUCCAGAGCUUUCCACAGAGUCUCUUUCUGCAGGAGACUUUCACAGUCGACCUCCUUAAAGGCCUCUACAUCCUGGAGUCGAGAGCUGGUUUCCACGGCAACAGGGAGGUUAUCCACACCCUCACCCUUGGCUACCAACCACCAAGUCCUUUUGUUUGCUCUGCACUAAUUCAUCCUUUCAGCUCUGACACAGUUCCAUCUGACUCAGAAAUAUGUGUGACCCUAUUCAACAACCAGACCCAGAAGGACAUACAGGGACGGUUACGAGUUGGAAACAAAGACAGACUGACAUUCUUCGGACAAGUUCGCGUGAACCCUCUGUACUCAAGACACCAAUCAAUAAACGUUAAAGCAAACUUCAGCCAACAGCUCCAGCUGCAGCUCCCCUCCUUCGCCGUAAUGGAGGGAAACUUACGCUGGAACCCCAAAACAACACAGACUUUGAUUAUCUGGCCCGAGGGAAACUGA